AAGUAUGCGAGACUUAACUGCGCAAGUGACUAGUGAUCUUCUGCACUUCCCACAAGUGACUAUUAAAGCUCUUGGAGAAAACGAAAUAACAUUAGAAUCUGUACUUCAUGGGAAAUUUGCUGCAGGGAAGACUGGACUUGCUUGCUUAGCUUAUGGUCCACAACUUGAGGUAGUAAACUCUAUAACUGGAGAGCGAUUGUCUGCGUAUAGAUUCAGUGGACUAAAUGAACAGCCUCCUACAGUUCUAGCAGUGAAAGUAUUCUCUUGGCAGAAGAGAACUGGUUUGUUAGUAGGUCUGGAAGAAGCAGAGGGAAGUGUUCUCUGUCUUUAUGACCUUGGAAUAUCAAGAGUGGUUAAAGCAGUUGUUCUUCCUGGAAGGGUAACAGCUGUUGAACCUAUAAUUAAUCAUGGAGGAGCCAGUGCAAGCACUCAACAUUUACACCCAAGUCUACGAUGGCUUUUUGGAGUGGCAGCCGUAGUAACUGAUGUUGGACAGAUCCUUCUUAUUGACCUUUGUUUGGAUGACUUGUCAUGCAGUCAAAGUGAAGCAGAAGCAUCAGACCUUGAAGUUAUAACUGGUAUUCCAGCAGAAGUACCACACAUCAGAGAAAGUGUAAUGAGAGAAGGACGCCAUCUGUGUUUCCAGCUAGUAAGUCCAACAGGAACAGCCAUUUCAACUCUUAGUUACAUAAACAGGACAAAUCAACUUGCUGUGGGUUUUUCUGAUGGCUGUCUAGCACUUUGGAACAUGAAAAGCAUGAAAAGAGAAUAUUACACACAAUUGGAAGGUGGGAGAAUUCCUGUAUAUGCUGUUACUUUUCAGGAACCUGAGAAUGAUCCUCGUAAUUGCUGCUACUUGUGGGCUGUUCAAUCUACACAAGAUAGUGAAGGGGAUAUUUUGAGCUUGCAUCUACUUCAGCUAGCCUUUGGUGAUAGAAAGUGUUUGGCAUCAGGACAAGUCUUAUAUGAGGGGUUAGAGUACUGUGAAGAAAGAUAUACACUGGACCUGACAGGUAGCAUGUUUCCUUUGAGGGGACAGACUAGUAAUACCAAAUUGUUGGGAUGCCAGAGUAUAGAGAAAUUUCGAUCUCAUGGCGACAGAGAGGAAGGCAUGAAUGAAGCUUUGUCUCCUGACACCAGUGUUUCAGUCUUUACCUGGCAAGUGAAUAUGUAUGGACAGGGAACACCUUCUAUAUAUUUAGGGCUUUUUGACAUAAAUCGUUGGUAUCAUGCACAAAUGCCAGAUUCAUUAAGAUCAGGAGAAUAUCUUCAUAAUUGCUCUUAUUUUGCACUGUGGUCACUGGAUUCUGUUGUAAGUAGGACUUCUCCACGUUACAUCUUGGAUAUAUUAGUACAUGAGAAAAGUUUAAGUCGAGGAGUUCCUCCUUCAUAUCCACCUCCUGAGCAGUUUUUUAACCCAAGUACUUAUAAUUUUGAUGCCACCUGUUUGUUAAACUCAGGAGUUGUUCAUAUAACUUGUACUGGAUUUCAGAAGGAGACUUUGACUUUUUUAAAGAAAUCAAGGCUAUCUCUCAAUGAAGUCAUUCCUGAUGGUUAUAAUCGAUGUCUUAUAGCUGGCCUUCUCUCACCCAGACUUACUGAUAUUCAGCCUUCUAGUUUAAGUCAAGAAGAACAAUUAGAAGGUAUAAUGUCAGCAGCAAUUCAGACAAGUUCCCUGGGACUUCUGACUAAUUAUAUCAAAAGGUGGAUAACAGAAGAACAACCAAAUUCCGCUGUUAAUUUGCACUUUGUUCUUGAAUGGACAUGGAAUAAAAUAGUUCUCAGAAAAAAGGAAUUGGACAAACUAUGUAUGCCAUUAUUUGAUGGUUCAUGUCGUUUCAUCGAUCCACAAACUAUACAGUGUAUUCAACAGUGCCAUUUGCUACUUAGCAAUCUUAAUACAGUUUUAAACUGUUUUUUAAUAAAAGCCCAAGAGAUCACUGAGAGAGGACGGAUGGACUUAAGCAAUAAGUGUGUGGUUACCCACUGCAUCUGUCAAUAUGCACAAGUAGUUCUUUGGUUCUGUCAUUCUGGACUUUUACCAGAAGGCUUAGAUGAUGCUGUGCAGUUGUCAAGGUUAUGCUACAACUAUCCUGUAAUUCAGAACUACUACACCAGUCAGCGGCUGAAGUGUGAGCGUUUAUCAAGAGGCAAGUGGAAAUCUAACUGCUUGAUGAUUGAUGAAAUGGUUUCUCAGUUAGGAGAUAAAGUUGAAAAGUUGUGGAGACGAGAUGAAGGAGGAACAGGAAAAUAUCCCCCUGCUAGUCUGCAUGCACUGCUUGAUAUUUACCUGUUGGACAACGUUAGCGAUGAAGACAAACAUUCAAUUACCAUUUAUUUGCUACUUGAUAUUAUGUAUUCUUUUCUAAACAAAACGGACACUUGCAUUGAAUCUUUUCCAACUGCUUUUGCCAUUUCUUGGGGCCAGGUUAAACGUAUUCAGGGGUUUUGGUUGAUAGAUCAUAAUGACAAUGAGAGUGGUUUGAAUCUUCUGUUUCAUCCAUCUACUGCAAAACCUUUGUCAUGGCAACAUUCAAAGAUUAUUCAGGCCUUCAUGAGUCAAGGCGAGCACAAACAAGCCCUCAGAUAUAUUCAAACAAUGAAGCCAGUAAUGUCCAGUGGUAGUGAUAUUAUCCUUCACCUCAGUGUUUUGCUUUUUAAUAGGUGUAUGGUUGAAGCCUGGAGUUUAUUGCGGCAACAUUCUAAUGGGUUGAAUAUAGAGGAGUUACUAAACCACACGUAUGAAGUCUGUCAGGAAGUGAGUUUAAUGGAGGAUUUACUGAAGUUACCGUUUACAGACACUGAGCAGGCAUGUUUAGUGAAGUUUUUGCAGUCCAGUGCCAGUGUUCAGAAUCAUGAAUUUCUUUUAGUUCACCAUUUGCAGCGUGCCAAUUAUGUCUCUGCUUUGAAGCUGAACCAAACUCUGAAGAUUAAUCUUAUGAAUGACCGUGAUCCUCGUCUGCGAGAGAGAUCAGUGGUUCGAAAUUCUAUAUUAGACCAGUAUGGAAAAAUUCUUCCUAGAAUCCAGCGAAAAUUAGCCAUGGAGCAAGCUAAGCCUUACCAUCUGUCCAAAUCAGUUUUUCGAGAAGUUUCUAGACCCAAACCAUUAUCAUCAGUUCCAAAGCAAGCUGUGAAAGGAACUGUGUUAACAAGAUCUGUGUUCAUCAAUAAUGUGUUAUCUAAAAUUGGAGACGUUUCGGCAAGCAGUGAACCUAAAAAUAGUGACUUACUUUACAAAAGUCCUAAAAUAGAAGAACCAUCUAUAGUAUAUUCAAUCUCAAAUCCAUGGCUGCCCGAGGCAUUUGUUGGAACACCUACUGCAUCACAAAAAAUUUCUAGACAACUGAAUUUGGUUGUUCAUCCUGCCCCCCUGCCUUCUGAAUGUUUUGGAUUUAUUCAGCAAACCUCUGCAAGAUCUCCUUUGUAUCUGGCCUCCAGUUCAUUGCCCUUAAAUUCACAAUUUAAAAGAUCGCAUCAAAACACCUCCAGGGCAUCAGAAUUAGAUUUACUUGAAACUCCUCUUGUAGUUAAGAAAGCUAAGAGUUUGGCUAUGUCAGUUACGUCUUCUGGAUUUGCUGAAUUCACUCCCCAAUCCAUCCUAAGGCCUGGUCUUCGAAUAGCACCUUCAGAGUCACCCUCUCUAUCACCCAGAAGGUCUCUUACUCCUCCUUUACGACUUAAAGAGGGUAGAAUUUCAUUUGUGGAAGAAGACAUGAACACAGAACAGACUGCUGGUGCUUCAGAUGAUAGCAAAGCCAAAGUGUCUGUUACUAUACCUUUUCAAAAAUGUGACGUUCCAGCAGAAACUGAAUGCCUGAAGAAUAAAGAUAAGACCACGUCUUUUUCCCUGAACAGCCCUGAAAAGGACCACCAAGGAAUGAAUCUGAGGUCACAGAAUACACCCUCAGAAAGUUUGGAGAAACUGGAUGUGAGCAAAGAAAACAGCAAUGCUUCUUUCAGAUCAGACCAGACUUCUUUAGAAUAUCAGGAUGCACUGUCCUCGGGAGAUUUUGAAGAUAUUCUUCUUGCAGACUCUAAACCAGCAAGUUCUUCCACUGAGCUAGAUAAUAAUUUAACUGAACAGACUGAAAAAGUCAGUGAUGAAGAUGUGUUUGAGUUAAAAGUAACUCCUUCAGAGAAACAAAUGGACCCUUUAGAAGACACAGAAGCAAAGGAUCUUUUAGUUGCAGAGGCGACAUUUUCAGAAUUAAAUCACUUAAGCUCCGUUCAAAGAGUUGAAACUUCUCUUUGUGUACCACCAAUCUAUGAAGGAAAAAUCCCCACCAUGAAGCUCAGGUUACCAGAGUUGGAUGAAGGACUGAUAUCUGCUGAAACCUGCACCUCUGCAGUUAGAUUGGAUAACAAUAAAUCUAUGGCCAGUGUCCUUGGUAAUAGUGGAAACUCUGGGCUCCCUAUUCCUGAAGGUCCUAUUAACUCCGACCAUAAGCUUGACCUGGAAGCAGCACUACACUUAAAAGAAGAUCAGGAAAUAGAAGUUGAUUUACUAAGCGAAAGUGUUGACUUACCAGAAGAAAAGCCUCCAAUUUCUGACAGUGCUCCUGAUGCUCAAGAAAUUCAUGUGAUUCAACAUGAAAAGCUUGAAGCUCAAGAUUCAGGAGAAGCAGCUCAGAAUAUUUCAUUUAAUGAAUAUAAUUUUGCUGCCAUUGAGCAACAGUUUUGUGACUUGCCCAGUGGUAAAGAUGCUGCUGAAUGUGACAUUGCUGAAAUAGAUGGGGAACUUUUUGUGACUCAGAGUAACUUUACCUUGAUACUGGAAGGUGAAGAAGGAGAAGUUGAGGCAGGUGAUUCCACAUCAUCUAAUGUGUUACCUAAAGCAGCUAGCACAGCAACUGAGGAAGAACUUGUGGAGAGUGGAGAAAAUGAUAAUUAUGGACUUGCUGCAAAUUUGCCGGCUAUCAUAACAAGUGAUCAAGAGUCCCAGAAGGUAGAGACUUUACCAUAUGUGCCUGAACCAAUAAAAGUAGCAAUUGCCGAAAAUCUAUUAGAUGUAAUUAAAGACACACGAAGUAAAGAAAUUACUUCAGAUACAAUGGAACAGUCUGUUCAUGAAAAUAUACCUUUAAUAAGCCAAAAGGUAAUGCGUUCCAGCAAAUUAGUCAGAUCUACAUCUAAGACUGUUCAGGAAACAAGCACAGUGUCAUGCCAGGUUGAUGAUAUGGUUUCCUCCAGAACUCGCAAGAGAGGACAACGCAUCCAAAACCUAAAUAUCAAAUCAGCACAACAGGAAGAGUCAGUUGUUGCUACUAAGAUGCUGAGGAAGAAGAAAACUAAAAAAGCAAAAGAAAUUUCUGAGACUUCUGAAAGUGCCUAUUCAGAUAUUGAAGGAAUAUCUCAGAAACAGCAAAUGCUUCAAAAUUCUGUUACUCCUAGGAGAGGAAGGAGACAAAAAGAAAUAAAUCAAGACAUAUCCAAAAAUAUUAAUUCUAUGGAGCAAGAAUUACAGGUUCCUACAGGUAAGAAACUUAAAAGGUCAAAAUCAUCUCAGCUGUUGGAACCAGCAGUUGAAGAAACAUCUUUUAAAAAAGAAGUUACACUUUCACCUGUUACAAAAAAGACUCCUAGAAGAAUUAAAAAGUCUGUAGAAAAUAAGGAAAGUAUUGAAAUUGUAAAUGAUCUAAAAGUUAGUAAAGUAGCAAGUCCUAACAGAACUAUCAGAAAAUUGAGAAGUGCUAAUUUAGAAGUGUCUGAAAAUAAAGGAUAUAAACAAUAUGAGAAAUCCAGUGACCAGCAGCCACCUAUUCGACGUACAAGAAAGGUCAUUGAGAAAGAGGUGAGUGCAUCAAGUGUAAUAGAAGACUCUAAACUUGACUCAUCCCACUUUACUCUUCAGGCAGAAUUUGAUAUGCCUGCUAUACCUAGGAAACGUGGUAGACCAAGAAAAACACACCCAUCUGACAAUGUAGAAUCCAAGGCUGUUGAGGAAGAGAAAAGUCAUAAGAAAGUGCUCAGCAUCCAGAGGAGAUCUACAAGAAAUACCCCAGCUAAAAGCAAGAAUAUUAGCAUUGGAAAACCAGCUUUAGAAAAAUCUAUUUUAGUGCCAAACGAGGAACUUUCUAUGGUGAUAAACUCUAAGAAAAAACUUUCAGAAAAAAAUGAAAAUCAAAGCCAAAAACAUAGAUUACACUCAGAAGAAUGCACAGAUGAAGUGACGCACAAAGAAUCAAGUGGCCAAGAAGAAAGAUUGCUUGCCACAACUUCUUUUACUAAAUCAUCCCGUAGCACAAGGACUAGAUCUAGCAAAGCCAUCUUGUUGCCAGAUUUUUCUGAACCAAAAAAUGAAACUUUGUUACGUUCUCCUGCAUCAAAAAUUCCAAGGAAAGAAAAAGCUAAAAGUAUAGAGGCUCCUACCCAGCUGAAAGAAUUAGUUUCGGAUUUACCUUCUCAGAUUGUCCUCUCACCUCCUGCUUUGAGAACCAGGCGAAAGAACACAUCUAAUAUGCCCAAGCUUGUAGAUGAACUGAAAGAUGAUGCUAAAUUAGUAAAAACUAUGGAAGGACAAAAAAUGAAAAGAACCAGGCCUGCAGAAACCAAACAGGCAAGCAGAAAUACAGAAAAAGAAAGUGCUUGGUCACCUCCCCCAGUAAAAAUUAAACUGCUUUCUCCUUUGGCAAGCCCAAUUGAUGAAGUAAAGACCAAACCAAGAAAAAUUUCAGAAGUAACAGAAAAAGCUCUUGGAAGAGGCAGAAAGAAACUGUCUUCCUUUCCAAAGCAAGUUUUACGCAGAAAAAUGCUGUAAUUUUUUUGAAAGUUUUUAAUGUACACCUAUUUGUAAAGUCAUCAGAUUAUUAAAAAUUGUCUACUUUGGGAGAAAGUAAUUUAUAAAUUAUUGUAAAUUUUUGUAAACAGAAGAUCUUCAGUAAGCAAAGUACUCCAUACAGAGUGUGAUUCUUUCAGUCCAAGCAGUUUUUCUAUUUUAUAUUAAUACUUCAUACAUUUAUAUAAUAUGUAAAUAUGACUUAUUGGAAUGUUGAAUAAAGUAUACUUCACAGUAGUUCGUGUCUGUUAGAUUUUUGAAGGAGUAUUUCUGUUUUGAUAAUGGUUUUAUAUUCUAGUAGGCAUUGGUCCCAUUUUCUUUCUCUAUAGUUAAAAUAUUAGACCAAUCUCAAAAUGAGGAUAAUUGAACUAAUGGUUUUUUUACGGUUGCUAUUUUAUAAUUUAUGCACUUUGAUUGUGAUUAAGAUUUCUAAUCAUAAAAUGUAUUUUUUUGUUUUGGUUUGGCUGUUACUAUAUUGAAAAUGAAAUACAGGCUUGUAAUUUUGCCAUCUUUUGUAGUUUCACAAAUUUUGUGUAAUCUACCUCAAAUGAGUAAUUUUCUAAGUAAUGCAUUGGUUAACUAUACUGUUGGCAUUUCUUGUUCAGCAAGCAUAAAUGCUCUUUAUCUUUAAGGUCUCUAAAUUAUUCAGAGGCUAAUUAUCCAGGUUAGAUUGACCGGUUCACUGCUCACUGGCAACCUCAUAAAAGGUUUUAAGAAGGAAGGGAAAUGUAAAAUAAAUCUGUAUAAUGGAUAUUCAAUGCACUUUUGUGUGCCUAAUAUUGAAAGGAUAUGGAGUUUGAAAAAGUUUUAUAAAGUUGCUGUGAAAGAACUUGCUACUGAAUCACAGAUAUCCUUUAAUAUUUCAGGUUUUAAAACUGGCAAAUUAUCACAGGACCUCAGGCACAGAUUAUUGAGAAUGAGGAGAGUGUGAAUAGAUGUGGAAAAAGAAAAAAAAAACCAUAUUCUCUGAAGUACAACUGUGUGCAAUUAAAUAAUAAUACUUGAUUUAGGCCAUAAAAUUCAUCAAUAAAUAAAUGUUGUAAAAUAAUUUAUAACAGGUAAUUGAUAGUCUGUAACGAUUGGACCAUCAAUAAUUGAUCAUGUAGAAACAAGCUGCUUUUGUUGGCUAAGCUUUUAAUGUUUUAAUGUGAAGUAUGAGCAGUGUGCUUUCUGCAUUAUUUUUCUACCAAAUAACAAUAUGAAUAAUGGGAAAAUGAUGAAAAUGCCUAUGCCAAGUAUUGACAGUGUGAAAGUAGCAGUACGAGUGCGGCCUUUUAGUCAGGUUAGUGAUAAAUGUACAUUGCCUUGUUGAAAAUUUAACUGACUUUGAUUUUAUUAAUUUUUUACUGAUAGUUAUCAAACUUGUAUUUAAGCUGCUUGUCAUUUAUGGAAUAUUGAACUUAUUUAAAUGAACUUGUUAAAUGAAUAAUUUAAAAAUCUGAACACAAUUCAGUAUACACUUAAUUUCAUUCCUUUGCGCAAGUAGCACAAUAAAAAAAUUGACAAGAAAUGUACUGUCAAUAAUUUUUUAAACCAAUACAAUUUGAUGAAUAUGUGGGUAUCUGUUUUAGUUUUCCCUUCUGUAAAAGUAAAUCAUAAGCAAACAAAUUGCCAGUUCUAAUGAACUUUAUAUAUUUUAAAUGUUUAUGUACUUAUGUAUAAAUGUGUUUAUAUAGUUUUUUUUUUAAAUACUCAUUAAAAUGUGUUGCUACAUUUUAGGAUGACACAUGAAUCAUA
Carlito syrichta (Philippine tarsier) is the source of this 8512-nucleotide messenger RNA. RefSeq names its product AT-hook containing transcription factor 1 (gene AHCTF1). The record is from RefSeq and is a predicted model, not a curated record. The transcript has 35 exons. Bases 5 to 6757 code for a protein of 2250 amino acids. Lineage: Eukaryota; Metazoa; Chordata; Mammalia; Primates; Tarsiidae.